AAAGAUAGUUAUAAGAAAUCAUGUUUCUAUGGUUUAAGCAAACGUUUUUCUUCUACUUUGAUUACUUAACAGUCCAAACACAAAGCAGCCAAACUGUACUUUCUCUGCUGUUGCAUCCGCAUUUAACUGGAGUUCUAAAUGGACAGGGUUUGAAUUGCCCUAGUUUUGUUCUAGCAUAUUUUCACCAGUGAGACUGUGAGCCCUCAGUCAGCCAGCAGUGCUUCUUCAGCCUUCAGCUUACUGGAAGUUUAAGAAAAGUAUUGAACUAUUUAUUCUUAGACGAUACUUUGGAGGACAGAGAAAAAUCUGCUGCUGCACCUGCUUUAGGUGGCGAUAUUUCCAGACGUGGAAAGACACAGGCAAGCACCCCUAUCUUUGGGUGCCUCAAACCUCAAAAAUUCAUUAAAUGUCUAGUAAGUACCAUGUACAAUGUAGGAAAACUGAUAGGAGUUUAAAGGUGCAAGCUUGGAGGGAAUGAGAAUCUGUGAAUCCCAGAGACAGAAGCAGCCCUGAUGGCCAUCCCCACUGACCUUCUGUCCAGGUGGACACCUGCGUUCCUAGGCUGCCGGCUCCCUUCCAGUACAACAGGGUUUGGAUUCCUGAUCCUGAAGAAGUUUGGAAGUCUGCUGAAAUAGCCAAGGACUACAGAGUUGGUGACAAGAUCCUGCGGCUCCUGCUGGAGGAUGGAACGGAGCUGGAUUAUUCCGUCGAUCCAGAAUCUCUGCCUCCGCUUCGGAAUCCUGACAUCCUUGUGGGCGAGAAUGACCUCACGGCCCUCAGCUAUCUCCACGAGCCCGCAGUGCUCCACAACCUCAGAAUCCGCUUUGCAGAAUCCAAGCUUAUUUACACCUACAGUGGUAAGGAGAGCAUUUCUAGGAGGAAUCAUUUUGGUGGCCAUGAAUCCUUACAAGCAGCUGCCGAUAUACGGAGAUGCCAUCAUCCACGCCUACAGCGGGCAGAACAUGGGUGAUAUGGACCCACACAUAUUUGCUGUGGCAGAAGAGGCAUAUAAGCAGAUGGCCAGAAACAACAGAAACCAGUCCAUCAUUGUAAGUGGGGAGUCAGGUGCUGGGAAGACAGUGUCAGCUCGCUAUGCCAUGAGGUACUUUGCCACCGUCAGCAAAUCAGGCAGCAACACUCACGUGGAGGACAAGGUCCUAGCGUCCAACCCCAUCACCGAGGCUGUCGGAAAUGCCAAGACCACACGCAAUGACAAUAGCAGUCGGUUUGGAAAAUACACAGAAAUCAGUUUUGAUGAGCGAAAUCAGAUUAUAGGAGCCAACAUGAGAACUUACCUCCUGGAGAAAUCCAGAGUUGUCUUUCAAUCGGAAAAUGAACGAAAUUACCACAUUUUCUAUCAGCUUUGUGCAUCUGCACAGCAGUCAGAAUUUAAACAUCUUAAAUUGGGCAGUGCUGAAGAAUUUAAUUAUACAAGAAUGGGAGGUAAUACUGUCAUUGAAGGUGUGAAUGAUCAAGCUGAAAUGGUCGAAACUCAGAAGACCUUUACGCUUCUGGGUUUCAAGGAGGAUUUUCAGAUGGAUGUUUUUAAAAUCCUGGCGGCCAUCCUACAUCUGGGCAACGUGCAGAUCGCCGCGGUGGGCAGCGAGAGGUCCUCCAUUAGUGAGGAUGACCAUCACCUGGAGGUGUUCUGUGAGCUCCUGGGUCUUGAGAGUGGCAGAGUCGCUCAGUGGCUGUGCAAUCGCAGAAUUGUCACAAGCUCUGAGACAGUGGUGAAACCCAUGACCAGGCCUCAGGCUGUCAACGCCAGGGAUGCACUGGCCAAGAAGAUCUAUGCUCACCUGUUUGACUUCAUUGUGGAGAGCAUUAACCAAGCGUUGCAGUUUUCAGGCAAGCAGCACACUUUUAUUGGUGUUUUGGACAUUUAUGGUUUUGAAACCUUUGAUGUGAACAGCUUUGAACAAUUUUGCAUCAAUUAUGCUAAUGAAAAACUGCAACAACAGUUUAACAUGCAUGUCUUCAAACUGGAACAAGAAGAAUACAUGAAGGAAAAUAUCCCUUGGACUCUGAUAGAUUUCUAUGACAAUCAACCAGUUAUUGACCUGAUUGAAGCAAAAAUGGGAAUUUUGGAGUUAUUGGAUGAAGAAUGCUUGUUACCACAUGGAACUGAUGAAAACUGGCUUCAAAAGCUGUAUAAUAAUUUUGUCAACAAGAAUCCUUUGUUUGAAAAGCCUAGAAUGUCAAACACAUCCUUCGUCAUCCAGCACUUUGCCGAUAAGGUAGAAUAUAAAUGUGAAGGUUUCCUUGAGAAAAACAGAGACACCGUCUAUGACAUGCUGGUUGAAAUCCUGAGAGCAAGCAAGUUUCAUCUCUGUGCCAGCUUUUUUCAAGAAAAUCAAGUUCCUCCUUCUCCUUUUAGUUCGAUGAUUACGGUUAAAUCUGCCAAGCAAGUCAUCAAGCCAAACAGCAAGCACUUCCGGACCACCGUGGGGAGCAAGUUCCGCAGCUCUCUGUACUUGCUCAUGGAGACCCUCAAUGCGACGACACCGCACUACGUUCGAUGCAUUAAGCCAAAUGAUGAGAAGUUACCCUUUGAAUUUGACUCCAAAAGAAUUGUUCAGCAGCUGCGAGCCUGCGGUGUGCUAGAAACGAUUCGCAUUAGUGCACAGAGCUACCCUUCCAGGUGGACAUACAUAGAGUUCUACAGCCGCUACAGCAUUCUCAUGACCAAGCAAGAGCUUUCCUUCAGCGAUAAAAAGGAGGUGUGCAAGGCUGUUUUACACAGAUUCAUCCAGGAUUCUAAUCAGUACCAGUUUGGUAAAACCAAAAUUUUCUUCAGAGCCGGACAAGUGGCUUAUUUAGAGAAACUUCGACUGGAUAAACUGCGGCAGAGUUGUGUGAUGAUACAAAAGCACAUUCGUGGCUGGCUCCAGAGGAAAAAAUUCCUCCGGGAGAGACGAGCCGCCCUGAUAAUCCAGCAGUACUUCCGGGGUCAGCAAACCGUGAGGAAAGCUAUUACUGCAAUGGCCUUAAAAGAAGCCUGGGCAGCCAUAAUCAUUCAGAAGCACUGCCGUGGAUAUCUUGUUUGCAGUCUGUAUCGGCUGAUUCGCGUGGCUACCAUCACCAUCCAGGCCUACACCCGAGGAUUCCUGGCAAGGAGGAGGUAUCGAAAGAUGCUGGAAGAACACAAGGCCGUGAUCCUGCAGAAAUAUGCACGGGCAUGGCUGGCCAGACGCAGAUUCCAGAGUAUCCGACGAUUCGUGCUCAACAUUCAGCUUACUUACAGGGUCCAGCGUUUGCAGAAAAAGUUGGAAGAUCAGAACAAAGAAAACCAUGGGCUGGUGGAGAAGCUGACCAGCCUGGCUGCUCUUCGAGCUGGGGAUGUGGAAAAGAUUCAGAAGCUGGAAACAGAGCUAGAAAGAGCAGCCACCCACAGGCAGCAUUACGAGGAGAGGGGGAAGAGAUACAGGGGUACCGUGGAAGAGAAAUUGGCAAAGCUUCAGAAGCAUAAUUCAGAACUGGAAACAGAGAAAGAAAAAAUACAGCUGAAGCUUCAAGAGAAGACUGAAGAGUUGAAAGAAAAAAUGGACAACCUCACCAAGCAGCUCUUUGAUGAUGUACAAAAGGAAGAACGACAAAGAAUGCUUCUUGAAAAAAGUUUUGAACUGAAAACACAAGACUAUGAGAAGCAGAUUCAGUCUUUGAAAGAAGAAAUUAAAGCUCUUAAUGAUGAGAAGAUGCAACUCCAACACCUGGUGGAGGAGGGGCGCAUCACUUCUGAUGGCUUGAAGGCGGAAGUGGCCCGCCUGAGCUCGCAGGCCAAGACAAUCUCAGAGUUCGAAAAAGAGAUAGAACUACUUCAGGCACAGAAGAUAGACGUGGAGAAACAUGUACAGUUACAAAAACGGGAAAUGAGAGAAAAGAUGUCAGAGAUCACCAAACAACUUCUUGAAAGCUAUGACAUUGAAGAUGUAAGAAGCAGGCUCUCUGUGGAAGAUUUGGAACAUUUAAAUGAGGAUGGAGAACUCUGGUUUGCUUAUGAAGGACUAAAGAAAGCAACACGUGUUUUGGAGAGCCAUUUUCAGUCUCAGAAGGAUUGCUAUGAAAAGGAGAUUGAAGCUUUGAACUUCAAAGUGGUGCAUCUAAGUCAAGAAAUCAACCACCUGCAGAAGUUAUUCAGAGAAGAAAAUGACAUCAAUGAAAGCAUCCGUCAUGAAGUUACCAGGCUAACAUCAGAGAACAUGAUGAUCCCAGACUUUAAACAGCAAAUUUCAGAACUAGAGAAGCAGAAGCAAGAUCUUGAAAUCCGCCUGAAUGAACAAGCUGAGAAAAUGAAAGGAAAACUAGAAGAAUUGUCUAAUCAGUUAAAUCGCAGUCAAGAGGAGGAAGGAACACAAAGAAAGGCCAUAGAAGCCCAAAAUGAAAUACAUACCAAAGAGAAGGAGAAACUGAUUGAUAAGAUUCAAGCAAUGCAGGAGGCCAGCGAGCACUUGAAGAAACAAUUUGAAACUGAAAGUGAAGUCAAGAGUAACUUCCGGCAGGAAGCAUCUCGGCUCACUUUGGAAAACAGGGAUCUUGAAGAAGAAUUAGACAUGAAAGACAGAGUGAUUAAAAAGCUACAAGAUCAAGUUAAGAUGCUAAGCAAGACAGUUGGAAAAGCCAAUGAUGUGUACUCAUCCUCAGGACCCAAGGAGUACCUAGGAAUGCUGCAAUACAAGAGAGAAGACGAGGUCAAGCUCAUUCAGAACCUCAUUCUUGACUUGAAGCCCCGUGGUGUGGUGGUGAACAUGAUCCCCGGGCUCCCGGCUCACAUCCUGUUCAUGUGUGUACGCUACGCAGACUCUCUAAAUGAUGCCAACAUGCUGAAGUCCCUCAUGAACAGCACCAUUAAUGGCAUCAAGCAGGUGGUUAAGGAACAUUUAGAAGACUUUGAGAUGCUGUCUUUUUGGCUUUCCAACACUUGUCAUUUCCUCAAUUGCCUGAAGCAGUACAGCGGAGAAGAGGAAUUCAUGAAGCAUAAUAGUCCACAACAGAAUAAGAACUGCUUGAACAAUUUUGACCUUUCAGAAUACAGACAGAUUCUCAGUGAUGUGGCUAUACGAAUAUAUCAUCAAUUUAUUAUUGUAAUGGAAAAUAAUAUCCAACCAAUAAUAGUGCCGGGGAUGCUGGAGUAUGAGAGCCUGCAGGGCAUUUCCGGCCUGAAGCCCACGGGCUUCCGGAAGCGCUCCUCCAGCAUAGACGACACGGACGCCUAUACCAUGACCUCCGUCCUGCAGCAGCUGAGCUACUUCUACAGCACCAUGUGCCAGAACGGCCUGGACCCAGAGCUCGUGAGGCAGGCGGUGAAGCAGCUCUUCUUCUUGAUCGGGGCGGUCACGCUGAACAGCCUUUUUCUGCGCAAGGACAUGUGCUCCUGCAGAAAAGGGAUGCAGAUCAGGUGCAAUAUCAGCUACUUAGAAGAAUGGCUUAAAGAUAAGAAUUUGCAGAACAGCUUAGCAAAGGAAACUUUGGAGCCCCUCUCUCAGGCAGCCUGGUUGCUUCAGGUCAAGAAGACCACAGACAGCGAUGCCAAAGAGAUCUACGAACGCUGCACCUCACUGUCUACUGUGCAGAUCAUAAAGAUCCUUAAUUCAUACACACCUAUAGAUGACUUUGAGAAGAGAGUAACUCCAUCCUUUGUUCGCAAAGUACAGGCUCUCUUAAGUAGCCGGGAGGAUUCAUCACAGCUGAUGUUGGAUACCAAAUAUCUCUUUCAAGUCACAUUUCCCUUUACCCCCUCUCCACAUGCUCUCGAAAUGAUUCAGAUCCCUAGCAGUUUCAAGCUCGGCUUUCUAAAUAGGUUAUAGAAAGAGAAAAAGUCAGUGCACUAGCUGGGCACAGUGGCUCAUGCCUGCAAUCCCACCCAGCACUUUGGGAGACUGAGGCGGGUGGAUCACAAGGUCAGGAGUUCAAGACCAGCCUGGCCAAGGUGGUGAAACCCCAGUUCUACUAAAAAGUACAAAAAUUUGCCAGGCAUGGUGGCAGGCACCUGUAAUCCCAGCUACUCGGGAGGCUGAGGCAAGAAAAUCACUUGAACCCAGGCAACAGAGGUUGCAGUGAGCUGAGAUUGUGUCACUGCACUCCAGCAUGGGCGACAGAGUGAGACUCUGCCUCAAAAAAAGUCAGUGCACUUUUUCCUCAAAAGCUAAGUGAAGGUUCAGUAUGAGGGAUGUGGUUUAUUAAUUGGCAAUGGAAAUUGGAAUGUGAUUUAAGGAAGAAAAUAGACUUUUCCCAAAUGGACCAUGUCAUUUCUCACUCACAGUGACAGUGCUGCUACUGUAAUUUUAUAAGAAUUCACACACACCAGCUAUAGUUAGAAAAGCCAUGUCUCACUCUCGAAUCUCAGCUGGUUUUUACUGAAAUUCCUGGAGGGCUCACGUUUUCUUCCGCGUGCCUCUGUCUUGUGGCAGCGCCCUUACCAGGAGGGAGUGAGAUCUGGGGACACAGUGGCUUCCAAGUUUUCUUGGUUCAUGUGGAGCCUGGGUACAUUUACAAAGCCACAAGUAGAUUACAGGACUCAGUCUUCCAGGAAAUAAUCCCAUUUGGCCACCAUGGCCUGCCAAAAGCUCUCUUGCCCCAUGCCUCCUGGGGAUGGGAGGUUUUCAUGAACUCUUUUUACUGAAAAUGCCCUGCAUUUAAAAAUGUGUAUUUUAGGGGCCAGGUGCGGUGGCUCAAGCCUGUAAUCCCAGCACUUUGUGAGGCUGAGGUGGGUGGAUCACGAGGUCAAGAGAUCAAAACCAUUCUGGUCAACAUGGUGAAACCCCGGCUCUACUAAAAAUACAAAAAAUUAGCUGGGCAUGGUGGCGUGUGCCUGUAAUCCCAGCUACUCAGGAGGCUGAGGCAGGAGAAUUGCCUGAACCCAGGAGGCGGAGGUUGCGGUGAGGCGAGAUCGCGCCAUUGCACUCCAGCCUGGGUAACAAGAGAGAAACUCCGUCUCCAAAAAAAAAAUUAAAAAAAAAAAUGUUUAUUUUAGACCCUUCUAAUUUUUAAGAGAGUGUUCAAACUGAGAUGAAUCACAUGAAGUAUUUUUAUGUGUAUGUCUAUUUAAAAGUAAUAUAUUAUUAAAGCUUAAUUGCCAUGUCAUUUAUCUUCUCCGAAAGAAGUUUUCUUCAAAUCUUACCUGCCAACAUAUUCAUAUUUUUUUGUUUAAUACCUUUCAUACAAUAACUUUUUUAAAAAAACCCAGUUUAAAAAUGCAACCUAAUAAUUAUAUUAUCUCUCUAAUCAGCAUUUCAAUGUAUUUAUUUUUAAAUUCUCUCAUAAAGGUAACUAAAAAAUUAUGUCAGAACCUCCUUUUGAGAAAUCUGUGUUUCCCAAGUUUUAUGGGAACUGGCUAUUCCUUGUCCUGGCACACCUUCUCAUUCUUCCCUUUCACAGCCCAAAAGCUCAUCUGAUCAGCACUCCUAGUCUCUGACCUGCAGAUCCAGUGCUGUUCUGUUACCCCCCAAGAAUCCCAACAGUCACAGGUGAUAGCUGUGAUUCUAUAAUACAGACUUGUGUCUUAGGAGUAGGAAUAAUACAUGAUUAUGAAGCAAUAUCACCCUGCUAAUGUGUAAUAAUGUCUUUUCAUAUUAUAAGUGAUUUCGUUUAGCUCAUUUCAACACAUUGCACAUGAAAAAAUGAAAAGUGGAACUUUGUAAUACUUUAAUCAAUAAAAUUAAUUACCAAA
This is a messenger RNA of Callithrix jacchus (white-tufted-ear marmoset), 7666 nucleotides long. Lineage: Eukaryota; Metazoa; Chordata; Mammalia; Primates; Cebidae. The record is from RefSeq and is a predicted model, not a curated record.